UGUCACACUUGGUAAGUUAACACUCGUCUCACACCACCAGCCAACGGGUUCACACUCCACAGAUAUUUAUGCCGCUGCUAUUUGCACCGAGGCGAACCACGAGGCAGUUUAGAGGCCCGGGUUUCCAAGCAACCGAGCUGAGAGCUGGAAGAUAAGGAAGUAAUGUGACCGUGGUACAGCAGGUUACGCUCACUCUGCUCUCUGUUUGCAUAUCCCCUCCUCAUCCUCAUCCCCUCCUCCCACCACCCACCAUCCUUUUCCUGCCUGUCCUCUCCCGCUCCUAUAACUUUGAUUCAGUGAAAGAUGCAGAUGAGUCAUUAAGAUGCACUUGCCAUGUGACACUUAAAUUGAGUUAUGUGAUUAUCUGCCAGUGCAGGAUGUAUGGUAAUGGUGAUGUAGUUGAGAGCAGAGGCACCUGGGUCACUCUUCAUGUCUGCCUGCAAGACGGUGGCCUCUGUUUAAACAAAAACAAAGCAAAAACCAUACGUUUGUGUGGGAUAUUUGAGCUUUCAGUACGAUUCUGCUCAGGCCCCAAAAGGCCUCUGUGUCUGAAUGUUUGUUCUUGGUGUUUCUAAUGUCAGUUAGCACUUUUUUCUCUCUCUCUCUUCAUCAUCUUCUUCCUAAUCUGAGUGCUGAAAUGGCAGAGAUUAUGUGUUUGGCAGCAGUUGGCAUCUAUAAUGUUGCAUCACUGCCGUCCUCCUCUUUGCCUUUUAUUUUUCUUCCUUGAUUCCCUCUCUCUGAAUGAAGUUUUACGCGUAAAUUCUCUACUUCUGUGGUUAAAAAUACAAACAAAUGUCAUCAAAGUGAAACCUAAAUUCACGUGGAUGGUCCUCGUGCUGCCCUGCCCCCGCUGCUUUGCAGAUGAUUGAUCCUUUGGGGCUUUUAACAUCAUGUUGAGCCCGCAGACCGUCGUGCGUCAGGUGCUCUGGCUAAUGAUUGACAGAUUUGUCAGGACUGGUGUGGUGGUGGUGGUGGCUUCACAGCUGGCUGCCUGCCUCACAAACACUGCAGUCUUAUCCACCGAGAGCCUUCCUCAAGCAUGGUGAGGUGAAGAGUUGACGUCCCUAUGCAGCACAGACCGGUGCCAUGAGCGCUCUGCUCAGCCUCCUCGCAGGUGUCGUCCUCGCGGCCUCCGCGGCCGCGAUACCCAACGCGGGUCUCAAAACGUGGGGUCGUUUCAGUAAACUGCCGUACCCCGGAGACCAGGCGUUCCUCUACGACACGUUCCCCAGAGACUUCAUAUGGGCAGUGGGCACGGCGGCCUACCAGGUGGAGGGCGCGUUUGAGAAGGACGGGAAGGGGCUCUCCAUUUGGGACACUUUUACGCGCGGCGGAAACCGGAUCGCCACCGGGGACGUGGGCAGCGACAGCUAUCACAACAUCCAGGCCGACGUCCGCGCCAUCCGGCUGCUCGGGGUCAGCCACUACAGGUUCUCCCUGUCCUGGUCCAGGAUAUUCCCCAACGGCACCCGCGGGAGCUACAACGAAAUUGGCACCAACUACUACCGGACGCUGCUCAAGAGGCUGAAGGAGAUCCGCGUGCAGCCCGUGGUGACGCUGUAUCACUGGGACCUGCCCGACCACCUGCAGCAGCACUUCGGCGGCUGGAGCAACCCGGAGCUGGUGGACAUUUUCAGGGACUACGCCGAUUUCUGCUUUGAAACGUUCGGGGACGACGUCAAGUACUGGAUCACCAUUGAUAACCCGUUUGUGGUGGCGCGCCAUGGUUAUGGCACCGGGGUGGUCGCUCCCGGGAUCAAGAGUGACCCUGAUCUGCCGUUCCGGGUCGGACACAAUCUGCUAAAGGCUCACGCAGCCGCGUGGCAUCUCUACGACCGGCACUACCGACCCCGUCAGCAGGGCAAGCUGUCCAUGGCGUUGGCCUCCCACUGGAUCAAGCCCAGUCGCACCCGCCUGGAGAGCCUGCGAGAGUGCCAGUGCUCCCUGGACCAUGUCCUGGGCUGGUUCGCGCGGCCGCUGUUCACAGACGGCGACUACCCCCCCUGCAUGAAGGCCCGCCUCGGCUCCCGCCUGCCCUCCUUCACGCAGGAGGAGAGGGAGCAGGUGAGGGGGACGGCGGAUUUCUUCGCCCUCUCUCACGGAGCGGCCCUGAGCUUCCAGCUCAUCAACGACAGCCUGAAGUUUGGGCAGCACGAGGAUCUGGACCUGAGGAUGCUGCUUUACUGGGUCAAUGCCGAGUACGACAAGCCGCCCAUCUUUGUGGUGCAGAGCGGCUGGUACGUCCUCGGCAACACCAAGACGGAAGACCCAAAACACAUGUACUACCUCAAGAGAUUCAUUGCAGAGGCGCUGAAAUCGAUCGUCAUCGAUGGCGUGAACGUGAUCGGAUACACGGCCUGGUCCCUGAUCGAUGGCUUCGAGUGGCACAGGGAGUAUGGGAUACGACAGGGGCUCUACUACGUCGACUUCAACACGCCGGACAUGAAGAGGGAGCCGAAGACGUCUGCCACCUUUUACAGGAACGUCAUCCAGAGAAGUGGUUUCCCAGAGCUCCCGGAGAACAGACCGGCACAGGGAGUCUUCUCGUGCGAUUUCGCUUGGGGCGUAUCGGCCAACUCCAUACAGGUGGAGACCGUGCCCAGCCAGUUUGCAGACCCCAGCGUUUAUCUUUGGAACAUCUCCAACAACGGAGCUCUGACGAGGCUGGAGGGCUUCAGUGCCCCGACGCUGCGACGCACCGCACACUGCGCCGACUACGCCACGAUCCGACAACAAGUGGAUGAAAUCCGGCAGGUGGGCGUGAACCACUUCCACUUCUCUCUGAACUGGUCGGCCCUGGUGCCGACGGGCGACGUGUCUCGGCCGAACGCCACGCUUCUGGGCUACUACCGCUGCUUCACCCGUCAGCUGCUGAAGGCCAACGUCACGCCCGUCGUCACGCUGUGGCACCACACGCGCCAGCGCAGCAGCCUGCCGGCCUCGCUGGACACGGCCAACAAGUGGUUGAACAGAGAGACGCCCGAGGCCUUCGCCGACUACGCCAGACUCUGCUAUAGAGAACUCGGCGCUCACGUGAAAAUGUGGAUCACCCUGAACGAGCCCAACGACGAGACGGUGAGCUACGAGGAGGGUCACCAGAUGCUCCGCGCGCACGCUCUGGCCUGGCGGGCGUACGACGGCGAGUUCAGACACACGCAGAGAGGACAGGUGUCUCUGGCUCUGUACAUGGACUGGGUGGAACCAGCCUUCUCCUUCAGCCGCGAGGACGUUGAACCCGCUAAAAGGGUCUUAGACUUCCGCGUCGGCUGGUUUGCGGAGCCCAUCUUCGGCAGCGGGGACUACCCCGUGGGAAUGAGGAGCUGGAUGCGACAGCUCAACUCACUUGACCUGCCUGUCUUCAAUGAGGAGGACAGACAGCUGGUUAAAGGGACAUACGACUUCUUCGCCAUCAGCCACUUCAGUACCAAGUUGGUCACACAUGCCAAGGAAGACUCGUACACAUACACGGAAAUUUUAGAGGUCCAGCACAUGAUCGACACCACAUGGAUCAUGUCCCCGAGGCCUGUUGUGCCCUGGGGGCUGAGGAAGGCCCUCAACUGGGUGAAGGAGCACUACUGCGAUGUGCCCGUCUACGUGAUGGCUAACGGGGUCCAGGAAGACCCGGCCCGCUUCAAAGACAGCCUGAGAGUCUACUACCUGUACAACUACAUCAACGAGGCGCUCAAAGCGUAUAUCCUGGACGGCGUCAACCUGAAGGGCUACUUCGCGUACGCCCUGAGCGACCAGAGAGACCCCGGCUUCGGUCUGUACGGCCAGGUGCACGAAGAAGUCAUCGACAAGGCCUCGCUCUUCAACUACCGCAACAUCAUCCAGCACAACGGCUUCCCCAUCCAGGGCGCGGCGCGGCAGCAGUGUCCCAGCUCGCCGCCGCCAUGCCUGGGCUGCUACGUUCUGGUGAAGAGGCCCGUGGUGGGAUUCUUGACUAUCGUGGGUUCGGGCGUGCUCAUCACCCUGUGCCUCAUCAUCUACUACACGGCCAAGAGACACAAGGAGUCUUACUGAGGAUUUUGACUCAAAGACUUGUUUUUUUAUAUAUAUAUACUGUAUAUAUAUAUUCUCCUAAUGUGACGAGUUUAUUCUCGAAAGAUUAAAUGUUUUUUUUCCUUUUCAGUUUGCCCCUAAUACUCUGUUGUAGUUUCCCAAUCCUGGUCCUCUUAUGUCAGAUGUUUCCUUGCUCCUCGCAACACACCUGAUUCAAAACGAGUGCGUUGUCGUCAGGCUUUUGCAGAGCUCGACGAUUUGAAUCAGGAAACCUCUAAAAUAAGAGGACCAGGAUUGGGAAACACUGAUAUAGUUAUAACUGAUCUGAGGUAAUCUCUACAUUUCAUUAACACAUGUUUUUAGUGGCUUAAUUGUACGUCUCCCUGAACUGCCGUGUGAUCUGAUUGGGGAUUAAAUGGGGCCCAGAGGAGUUGCAGAAGUGUGUCUUGGAUUACUUUAUUUAAAUUAUGCUGAAAAGUUAUUGUGGAAUUGUUGAUUAUUAAUUAAUCUGUAAACCUUUUGAAAUAAGUACUUAAUAGACAUACCCUCACAUUCCAACUGUUAAUAAAUGUUAUGUACCUUUGGUGUACAUUUAUUUGAAAGGA
Solea senegalensis (Senegalese sole) is the source of this 4607-nucleotide messenger RNA. It is a transcript of the gene kl, whose product is annotated as klotho. The transcript has 13 exons. Gene Ontology annotation, molecular function: hydrolase activity, hydrolyzing O-glycosyl compounds. The coding region runs from base 1087 to 4023 and encodes 978 amino acids. NCBI's taxonomy places the organism in Eukaryota, Metazoa, Chordata, Actinopteri, Pleuronectiformes, Soleidae. Gene Ontology annotation, biological process: carbohydrate metabolic process. The record is from RefSeq and is a predicted model, not a curated record.